CUCCUUAUUAAGCUUCGGGGUUAUAUGAGGGGAGUUAGCCUCAUCUGAGGUCCGACGUGGCGGCGCAUCCUACGUUUAACAUUGCAUGUUCGGCACGUGGCAGCUUACGCAGCGGCGGAUGGACGAUCCAUCACUAGACAGGCAUUCCCUCGGUCUAUAUUGUACUUUAAACGAGGUUCCCUUUCACAUUCAAUUAUCACACAGCAUUUGCAAACCCAGAACAGAGCAAGGAAGGUCAGACCCAAUGCAAGAAGAUGCAAUCCGCAGAAGAGAAGCUCAAGAACGUGGCCAGUUCUGCCAAUGAGCACAUCAACAUAGCCAAAGCCAAACUUGAAGAAAAGGAGGAGAAAGCGGUGGCGAGGACACCGGAGGAGAAAGAGAUGGCGCACCAGCACAGGAAGGCUAAGGAGGCCGAGGCCGAGGCCAAGAUGGAGCUGCACCAAGCCAAGGCGAAGCACGCAGCUAAUAAAUUUACUGCCAAGCAUUCCACCUUGGCAGGCAAUGUCCAAGAGCCAGCGACUCGUGUGGUUGCAGCCCCGGGCCACCAAACCGGACACCAGCCCAUCGGGGUUGCAGAUCCAAUGACUGGAACCACAGUUCCGACCUACCCUUUAGGAGGGCACCCGCCCCACUCAGGACACACACACAAGUAUAUGCAGUGCUUCGUGUUUUAAUUAAGACAUGGUUUGCCUAGACAUUAGCCCUUUUUUUAAGUUCGUUGGGGUUUGUUCUGGGCCUCUUUUUACUACAAGUGAACUUAUUUAGAGCACAAUGAGCGGCACAGAGUCGCUUUGCUCUUAUGG
This is a messenger RNA of Syzygium oleosum, 803 nucleotides long. RefSeq names its product late embryogenesis abundant protein 6. The transcript is spliced from 2 exons. Bases 255 to 674 code for a protein of 139 amino acids. Lineage: Eukaryota; Viridiplantae; Streptophyta; Magnoliopsida; Myrtales; Myrtaceae. The record is from RefSeq and is a predicted model, not a curated record. Gene Ontology annotation, biological process: embryo development ending in seed dormancy.